Molecule: messenger RNA, 915 nt
Organism: Adineta steineri
Lineage: Eukaryota; Metazoa; Rotifera; Eurotatoria; Adinetida; Adinetidae
Source: the annotation of a GenBank genome assembly
AUGUCAUUCAACUCAUUUCAAGCUCAGAUUGAUUCGCUUACAUCCGUAUUUAUUACUCAAACACCAGACAAAUUUCGUCGUACUCAAUCGUUCAUUUAUGAAACAUUUCGUGCAAAUCAGCUGCUGGUUGUGCCUGAAACAAAUUGGCAAUUCGCUCUCACAACUGCAGCGGAUAAUUACGUCGUUGCCACUGUGCCACGUAAUUCAUUUGGGAAUAAUUACUCAUGUACUACAUCAUUAGAUAGUUUCUCACGACCAUUAUAUAUUGAUGCAAAUAGUAACAAAAUAGUAUUACCUGGUGUGGUGGCUGGUUGUUUCCCAGUUGAUGGUAUUCGUCUGUCUACUCUACAAUGUUUCUUUGAUUCAAACUGUAUUCUUAGCUUAACAAACAUUGCAUCGACACGCUAUACCACUAUUUGGAUUGCCGAACCGCUCAAUGCUUCAAUACCUAGUAUUUAUCCUUCGAAUACUCUCAUAGGCAGCCUCGUUGAUAGUUUAUUCGUGGAAGAUUGGGGAAUUAAAAAUAACAAUACAUCGAAUGGAAUUGAUUUAAAUCAUUCAUAUAAAGUUGACGAAACAGAUGAAGGUCCUGUAGAACAUGCGAAAGAAAUCUUUUUCGAAUUUAUAUCAUCAUGUGUUUCAACAUAUAUUCGUACAACUCCACUACAACAUGAAUUCAAUAAACAAGAAGUUAUGUACCGAUUUUAUCAAAUAGCAUGUAAUACUCACAGUUUUUCUUCUCCAACAUAUGCAACAGUUAACUAUGUUGAUCAAGUAUUUGGUGAUCUUUUUUCACUUCAAUCGUCAUUAAAUCAUUCAUGUGACAAUUCUUGUGAAAUUAUGGAUUGUCAAGUUACAUCAGAAAUUGCUAGUAUUAAAGUAAUCGAAUUUUAUCAGAUUAAUUUCUAUAGUUAA